AUGCCCCGCGACCUCAAGCUCGCCCACACGCUCACCCGCCGCUACGCCUCGCACGCCCCACUCCCGCCCUCGCACUCGCCCCCUCGUCCGCCAACAAUGACCCGCACAACGCCCCCGAGAGACGGCGACACCCUCGGCGGCCUCCCUCUCUACCCGCGCAACAACAUCUUUGGCAACCCUCUCGUGCCCGCCCCGGUCGGCAACGGCCCGCAGACGGGCUUCUUCCGCAACAACUACUGCGACGCGUCGCCCGCCGACCCGGCGAGCCACACCGUCGCCGCCGUCGUCACGCCCGAGUUCCUCGACUUCUCCAAGAGCCGCGGCAACGACCUGUGGCCCCUCUUCCCCUCGAUGCGCGCCGCCCAACCCGCCUCGCCCUCCCCCUCGGCCCCGAUCACCCCUCCCGCGACCCCGGCACCCUCGUCAGCCGCCCAGCCCGAGCCCUGCGUGUGGUGCCUGUGCGCCUCGCGGUGGUUCGAGGCGUUCCGCGCCGCGGCGACGCAUCCGCUCGGCGACGCCAUCAUCCCGCGCGUCGUCCUCGAGGCGACGCACGAGCGCGCGCCCGCCGACGGCAACUUUGACCGCAGCAUCCUCGAAAAGUGGGCGGCAGGAGGCGACGGGAGCGGGAGGCUGACCACAGGUGGGACGAGCGGCGGCACCGGUGGGCAGGGAGGAGGACGAGGAGGCGAGGACGUUGGGCGCUGAGCUGCGGCCGAGAGGGCGGGACUUGUAGCUUGUCAGGGGGCGUGUGUACGUGUCGUGUCGUGUAUCUAGCUGCUUUAGCUCUGUC
Molecule: messenger RNA, 790 nt
Organism: Rhodotorula graminis WP1
Lineage: Eukaryota; Fungi; Basidiomycota; Microbotryomycetes; Sporidiobolales; Sporidiobolaceae
Exons: 3
Coding region: 1-705 (234 amino acids)
Source: RefSeq, a predicted model, not a curated record